Molecule: messenger RNA, 984 nt
Organism: Verticillium nonalfalfae
Lineage: Eukaryota; Fungi; Ascomycota; Sordariomycetes; Glomerellales; Plectosphaerellaceae
Product: Amino-acid acetyltransferase, mitochondrial
Exons: 2
Coding region: 1-984 (327 amino acids)
Cellular component (GO): cytosol; cytoplasm; nucleus
Molecular function (GO): manganese ion binding; arginase activity
Source: RefSeq, a predicted model, not a curated record
AUGUCGCUGUGCACCUCCAUGGUCAAGUCCAAGUUCCUCGACAAGCCUGAGGACAUUGGCGUUGUCGUUGCUGGCUUCUCUGGUGGUCAGCGCAAGGCAGGUGUCGACCACGGCCCCCAGGCUCUCAUCGACGCCGGUCUCCUGACCUCGCUGCGCGCCGAGCUCGGCUACACCCUCCACGGCGACGACAAGGUCCACUCGUACGAGGACAUCAUCCCCGCCGACGAUGCGCCCGUCCGCAACAUGAAGAACCCGCGUGCCGUCUCGGCCGUGACGGAGCGCAUUGCCACGCAGGUCUACGAGCACGCGCGGCAGGGCCGCAUGGUGCUCACGCUCGGCGGCGACCACAGCAUCGCCGUCGGCACCAUUGGCGGCUCGGCGCGCGCCACGCGCGAGCGUCUCGGCCGCGAAAUCGCCGUCAUCUGGGUCGACGCCCACGCCGACAUCAACACGCCCGAGACGUCGGACAGCGGCAACAUCCACGGCAUGCCGGUGGCGUUUGUCACGGGCCUCGCCAAGGAGGCGAAGCGCGACUGCUUCGGCUGGCUCCAGGACGAGAACAUGCUGAGCCUCCAGAAGCUCGUGUACAUUGGGCUGCGCGACGUCGACGCCGGCGAGAAGAGGAUCCUGCGCGAGCACGGCGUCAAGGCGUUCAGCAUGCACGACGUCGACCGCCACGGCAUCGGCAGGGUCAUGGACAUGGCGCUUGCGCACAUUGGCACCGACACGCCCAUCCACCUGUCGUUCGACGUCGACGCGCUCGACCCCCAGUGGGCGCCCAGCACCGGCACGCCCGUGCGCGGCGGCCUGACGCUGCGCGAGGGCGACUACAUCUGCGAGUGCGUGCACGAGACGGGCAGCCUCAUCGCCGUCGACCUCGUCGAGGUCAACCCGGCGCUCGCCGACACGGAGAUGGGCGCCGCCGAGACCAUCCGGGCCGGCUGCUCCCUCGUGCGUUGCGCCCUGGGCGAGUCGCUGCUGUGA